Lathyrus sativus (Indian pea) is the source of this 1119-nucleotide messenger RNA. The record is from the annotation of a GenBank genome assembly. NCBI's taxonomy places the organism in Eukaryota, Viridiplantae, Streptophyta, Magnoliopsida, Fabales, Fabaceae.
AUGCCCUUCUCUUUCUCUAUCUCACAACCAACUGCUGCAAAUGCAAUGCGCAUACCAGCAACAAUGUCAACCAAUUCCCUUUUUUCAUGUUCAUUAAGAUUAUUCACAACCAAAUUCCCACUUUCUCUCAUCAACAAAAACAACUCUACUUUCUUCAUUAAACCCACAAACACCCUCUUCUCUUUCAAACCAAUCACCUUCCAAAGAUUCCCAACAAAACCAUCACCGCCAUCAUCUUCAUCAUCACCACCGCCAUCCACUUCCCUUCAACCCAUCGAAGAACUCCCUCCAAAGCUUCAAGAAAUUGUAAACCUCUUCCAAUCCGUACAAGAACCCAAAGCCAAAUACGAACAGCUUCUUUUCUACGGAAAAACCCUCAAACCCCUCGAACCCCAAUUCAAAACUAAAGAGAACAAAGUUGAAGGUUGUGUUUCUCAGGUUUGGGUCCGAGCCUACAUGGACAGUGAUAAAAAUGUCGUCUAUGAAGCUGAUUCAGAUUCUGUUCUCACCAAAGGCCUCGCCGCUUUAUUAGUUCAAGGCUUUUCAGGUCGACCCGUUAACGAAAUUAUUCGGGUCACACCCGAUUUUGUGAUGCUUCUUGGAUUGCAACAGAGUUUAACCCCUUCUAGAAAUAAUGGGUUUUUGAAUAUGCUCAAAUUAAUGCAGAAAAAAGCACUUUUGCUCUAUGUGGAAGCUGAAAAGGGUACUUCUGAAUUUAACUCAAUUGGAAAUUCUGAUUUCAAAGAUGAUAGCUUUGUUGAGAAUUCAAGUGGCCCUUCUGUAACUCCAAGUUUAGGUGUUGAUUUUAGUUCUAAGGUUGAUGAGAAUGUUGAAUUGGAAGGGAGAGGGAAGAGGAUAAAGGAAAAGCUUGAAAAGGAACUUCAUCCUAUUGAGUUGGAAGUUGAAGACGUGUCUUAUCAACAUGCUGGGCAUGCCGGUGUUAGAGGGAGCAAUGGUGAAACACAUUUCAAUGUUAAAGUUGUUUCUGAAGAGUUUCAAGGGAAGAGUUUGGUUAAGAGGCAUAGGCUUAUCUAUAACUUGCUUCAAGAUGAGUUGGAGUCUGGACUUCAUGCGUUGUCUAUUGUGGCCAAGACACCUUCUGAAGUCGGUGAAGGAUGA